Molecule: messenger RNA, 589 nt
Organism: Zymoseptoria tritici IPO323
Lineage: Eukaryota; Fungi; Ascomycota; Dothideomycetes; Mycosphaerellales; Mycosphaerellaceae
Exons: 3
Source: RefSeq, a predicted model, not a curated record
UAUACCAAUAAGCACCUCGCUCAACAUUCCAUUACGGUAUCACGCCGAAGCCUUCUCGACACACCGCCACCAUGCGCUCCAUCAGCUUGCUGCUUUGGGCUCUCGCCGCUUCUUCUGUCACAGCCAGGCUUGGAUGGGGAGGAGAAUGCCAAACCCAGGACGACUGCUGCAAAUGCGAUCCGGGAAGCAAGUGCUUGCUCAGCUGCAUCGCGGUCCACAAACACCCUUCAACAACUGGCAAGCGCUGCCUUCCUGGGAGCGAGAUUGAUUGCGAAGGCGCACCCUCAGACUGCCACUGCUUCUAGCAGGCCAGAAGCAUUUGAGAGGUGGUAAUCGGAGUCCUGGAUGUCUUGUGGGAGUGUCGACAGACUUCCGUUACCACACAGUGCGUCAUCUGGAGAGAAAAUUGGGUUGUUCGGGUGAUGACAACGCUUUUGAUCGGGAUUGAGGAGGUCGGAUGGCACGAAGGGAAAGCUGUCACGUUGGGGGGGAUUCCGUCUGAGGGGUCCGUGUUCAGGGAGCAUCAAGGAGGACCGAUCAUUCCAUUCGUCGAAAGAGUUCCUCACUCGAAUCGUAUUGUGCUUUUCCU